AGAAUUGGUGUAGCACCAACCACAUGAAAUUAUAAUUUCAGCUUCUUGAAUUUGUGGCGUCGCUGCAAAAAUGGGGUAUUUGGGCGUGGCUGGGAAUGGCGGCAUCUGGGGAAUGGGUCCAUUUCACCAUAAUUUUCGGCGGCGGAGUAAUAAGAAAAGAGAAUCGAAACCCUCCAAUUCAGUAGACUCCGCCGCUGCCGGCGGUUACCAGUUCCCGCUCCAGCAGGCCGCCACCAGCUCCGUCCUUUGCUUGACCGGAGACACCAUUGCCCAGCUCCGCCACCGCUGGGUCAGAAACAAGGAUACUCUCGCCAAUUCUGGAGAUAUCAAGGAUAUCAUAACCACACUUUCCUCUGAACACGACUAUAUCCGAGCCCUCCGGAUGUCUUCAUAUGGAUUUCUGCUCUAUGGUCCUGGUUCAUAUGCAUGGUACCAACUCCUUGAUCAUUUUAUGCCACAGAAAAAUUUUCAGAACCUGACGGCAAAGGUCGUGUUGAAUCAAGUCGUGCUAGGUCCGACUGUAAUUGGUGUUAUUUUUGCGUGGAAUAAUUUAUGGCUAGGGAAACUCUCUGAACUUCCGGAUAAAUACAAGAACGAUGCCCUCCCUACCCUACUUACAGGUUUUAAGUUCUGGAUUCCGGUCAGUAUACUGAAUUUCGGGGCGGUUCCUCUUCAAGCGCGCGUUGCUUUUAUGUCGAUAUCAUCUAUAUUCUGGAACUUCUAUCUGUCUUCGACAAUGAGCAGAUGACUUCUGCUCGACUUUAGUAUGAAUACGCCAACAGGUCUCGUUUUAACCACGAGAUCGGAAACUGGUUGGACUAUAGUUUUUUAGGCGCUAGACCUUUUGGUGCGCCUCGGUUUUAAAUAUCAAUUUUCCUUCUCAUGUUUGUAGAUUUUAGUUUCUUCACCAUUGAAAACAAGCACAUUUUCUGGAGUUCAUAAUCUGCAAUGUGAAACUCUCUGCAUCAUCCUUUUCUCUUCUGUUUUAAUGGAAUAGUUUUGAACCA
This is a messenger RNA of Salvia hispanica, 1007 nucleotides long. Its product is annotated as Peroxisomal membrane 22 kDa (Mpv17/PMP22) family protein. The record is from RefSeq and is a predicted model, not a curated record. Gene Ontology annotation, cellular component: membrane; cytoplasm. NCBI's taxonomy places the organism in Eukaryota, Viridiplantae, Streptophyta, Magnoliopsida, Lamiales, Lamiaceae.